Messenger RNA from Chanos chanos (milkfish), 2301 nucleotides. Its product is annotated as adhesion G-protein coupled receptor F1-like. Bases 1 to 2301 code for a protein of 766 amino acids. The transcript is spliced from 10 exons. The record is from RefSeq and is a predicted model, not a curated record. Gene Ontology annotation, biological process: cell surface receptor signaling pathway; adenylate cyclase-activating G protein-coupled receptor signaling pathway. Lineage: Eukaryota; Metazoa; Chordata; Actinopteri; Gonorynchiformes; Chanidae. Gene Ontology annotation, molecular function: G protein-coupled receptor activity. Gene Ontology annotation, cellular component: membrane.
AUGGCACUGACAAUAGACGCGACCUUUGAUUCAUCUUUACUUGACAAAAACAGUGCAAGGUUUAAGGAGUUGAAACGGGACAUUGAAAGUGCUAUCAGUUGGGCUUAUAACAACAUACCAGGCUUCCUGUCAGUCACUGUCACAGGCUUCAGGGCAGGAGGUAUCAUUGCAGACCUUGCUAUUCAGACAACAGAAAACACACAGGCUUUUGAUAAUGCAAUCAAUAAAGCCACCUCUCAAGUUGCCAACAACCUCGCAGAACUGGAUUACACAAUGGAUGUCAACUCAUUUGGACAAACUGGCCGUUAUGAGUGUAUUUUCGAAAACAGUUCAGGUCGUCAGAUUCAGUGGGACGAGAUUACCCAAAUCCAGCCAUACCCUAAUAUACAGACAACUUCUAAUAGAAAAUAUGAAUGUAUAGAGAGAAAUGUGGAACUUGAGUGCUGUGUGAAUUCUCGAUAUGAGGUGACUUGGGAAGGUUUAUCUUCAGUACCAGACUUUGCCUGUCAAGAUAGCAAUUUUGGGGUAGGAAAUGAGGGUGACAUAGCUGUGGGAAGCUGUAAGGAGAAUGAAGUUGGUAGCAUAACAGCUGAAUGUCAGUCAGAAAAAUGGGUAAUACUGAAGGACACCUGUGUCCUUCGCAUUUUUCAAGAGCUAGAGACUGAAUCUGAGAAUUUAGGAGUUGAUACUCUCCCUGCAUUUGUGGAGAAAGUCAGCAAUGCUACUACAAGUAAUCAAAAUACUGUGACAACUUCAACUAGGACUGUUACCAGCACUGUUAAAAUUGUGAGCGCCAUAGCAAACAUGUCUCAAAGCAUUCAAGUCAGUGAAGAUAUAAUCGAGAAUGUCCUUGAAACCGUGGAGGUCAUAUCAUCUGAUAAUGCAAAGGAGGUCUGGGAUGGUUUAAAUAAUAACACGGAAAGCCAACGUAACAGCUCCUCACUGCUUCAAGCAUUAGAGACCAUCAUUGAUUCUACCUCACCAGGCUCCUUUACAAUUAAAACAGCAAACAUUGAAUUUGCAAAAACUUCUUUCAAGAAUUCAUUCAGAAAGACAGUAGGAAUUAAUUCAACAGGUGAAAUAUUCAUUCCAGGAACUGCAUUUUCCGACCGGAAUGUUUCCAUCACCACAGUUGCAUUCUCCAAUCUGAACAAUGUUUUACCUCCCAGAGAUGCUCAAAACUCCAGUGUCACUAUCAUCAAUGGGAUUGUUUUGUUGAUUAAUGUAACUGAAACCAUUAAUGACAUGUCCCUAAGUUUUCACAAACUUAAUACCACUCUUGCAACCCCACAGUGUGUCUUUUGGGAUUUUGAUCUUUUCAAUGGCUCUGGAGGCUGGAGCUCAUUUGGUUGUGAGUUAAAGAUGGAAAAUCAUCAUUAUGUCACCUGUGAAUGUGAUCACACAACCUCAACCUUUUCAAUACUGAUGUCUCCUUACAGUCCAAAAGACCCUGCUUUGUCUUAUAUUACCUUUACUGGUGUUGCGGUGUCAAUGGGCAGCUUGGUUUUGUGCCUCAUCAUUGAAAUCCUUUUUUGGAAAGCAGUUUCAAGACAAGUGACAUCAUACAUACGACACGUCUCUAUAGUCAAUAUUGCUGUGUCACUUCUAAUUGUCGACAUCUGGUUCAUCAUCGGAGCGUCCAUUGAAAACCCAGAGGAAAAUGUGUCAGCAUGCAGUGCAGCAGCAUUCUUCAUCCAUUUCUUUUACCUGGCCAUGUUCUUCUGGAUGUUGGUCUCAGCGCUUUUACUUUUCUACCGCACAGUAAUGGUUUUGUCUCAAAUGUCCAAAAGAACUAUGCUGGCUAUUGCCUUUACAUUGGGUUACGUUGUCCCUCUUAUCAUAUCUGUAACCACUGUUGCUGCAACAGCUGGACGUCAAGUAUAUGUAUCCAAGGAGGGAUCAUGCUGGUUGAACUGGGAUGACUCAAAGGCAUUACUGGCUUUUGUGAUUCCAGCCCUAACCAUUGUCUUGAUCAAUUUUCUGAUCAUGAUUGUGGUCUUGUGCAAAAUUGUCUGCCAUAAUAGAGUGGGAGAUUCCACUCAGUCAGAUGAGAGAAACACCAUGGUUGUCAUCGCCAGAUGUGUGGCCAUUUUAACACCACUCUUUGGAAUCACCUGGGGAUUCGGGCUAGGAAUCUUGAUCGAUCCAGAGGCUACUGCACUUCAUUAUCUGUUUGCAAUCUUUAACUCAUUCCAGGGUUUCUUCAUUUUGGUGUUUGGGACCCUUCUGGACCAGAAGAUUCGUGAAGUACUUGAAGGAAGGUUUUGCUUACGAAACAAGAAGAUUGAGCGGAAGGUGUAA